Messenger RNA from Corticium candelabrum, 1144 nucleotides. RefSeq lists its product as uncharacterized. NCBI's taxonomy places the organism in Eukaryota, Metazoa, Porifera, Homoscleromorpha, Homosclerophorida, Plakinidae. The record is from RefSeq and is a predicted model, not a curated record. The transcript is spliced from 2 exons. Bases 269 to 1144 code for a protein of 291 amino acids.
UCCCAUUGACAUAGACACUGUCAGGCUGAUAACCAGUGAGACUCACCUCACUGAGUAGACAAUGUUUUUAAUUUUAGUGUUUAGUAAUUAGCUGUUAGUUGUUGUUAUGUAGUAAGUAGUUAAAUUAGCAAACUUUUGUUAUGUGCUCAGCUUUCUUGUUAAUGUUGCAGUUUAUUUACUACUACUACUACUACUACUACUGAGAGACAUAGUGUAUUUUAAUAAAAGUACUACGUACAUAUACUAUGAAUAAAAUAUACAUACACUAAUGUGUCCACAAACUUUACUACUACUACUACUACUACUACCACUACCACUACCACUACCACUACCACUACCACAAGAGAACGCCAUCACAGUGUCUCCAUUGGAAACAAAAAGAAGAAAAUCUGAGAUCAAGGCCAAGACACAAGCUUUCCACAAUGAGACCUUGGAGAAGUUGCAAACAAAUGCAUCACCGCAAAUAAAAGGGAGCUUGGAAGUCCUAUCCGAAAAGGGAGUAUCGAGCUGGCUUACCGUGCAGCCUAUUGAAGAGCAUGGUUUCCAUCUUGCCAAGAACGAUUUUCGUGAUGCUCUGUGCUUAAGAUAUGGCUGGCCUUUAUCAGAUUUGCCCUCGAAAUGUGAAUGCGGCCUCAGUUUUAACGUCGACCAUGUCAUGAUAUGCCAGAAAGGCGGCUUUCCCACGCUAAGGCACAACGAGAUCCGGAACAUCACAGCUGAUCUUCUAAGGGAGGUUUCUACAGAUGUUACAAUCGAACCUGUACUUCGUCCCUUGGAUGGAGAACAGUUUGCGCAUCGCACUGCCAUCACAGAUGAUAACGCUAGGGUCGACAUUUCUGCUAGAGGAGUGUGGAGGCAUGGAGAACGGGCAUUUUUUGAUGUGAGGGUUUUCUACCCAAACGCUGCUUCCAACCGCAAACACUCUUCACUCAAAUCCGCCUAUGUGAGUCACAAGAAUGAGAAGAAACGCGCUUACGGUGAGAGAAUUCGGGAAGUUGAGCAUGGGUCUUUCACUCCAUUAGUGUUUACGUCAUACGGAAGCACAGGCCCAGAGGCAACAACCUUCUAUAAGCGAGUGAUUGAGUUUUGCCCUACUUCGCUCGAGUAUACUGUGUAUCCGUGGAACAAGAUCCUCUACGUAUAG